GCGCACCGGCACCACUCUAGGCACCACCUCGUCUCGGUGCCUUGCUGGUGGGGGCUGGGUGAUGAGCGUCGGUCUAGGUGUCACCUCGUUUGGAGGUUCGGCGGCACGCGCGCGCCAUGGAGGCCGGGUGCUGGGUGCUCGGCGGCGAAUUUGAGGACUCGGUGUUCGAGCAGAGUCAGGAGCGGCGGCCCGAGCUGCCCGCCCCUUAUCGCGCCAAGCUCUGCGAGCCGCAGUGGUUUUAUGGAGAGACAGAAAGUAGUGAUGAUAUUGAAGUUCUCACUCUCAAGAAAUUCAGAGGGGACCUGGCCUACAGACGACAGGAAUACGAGAAAGCACUGCAGGAAUACUCCAGUAUCUCCGAACAGCUGCCAUCUACCAAUUUUGCCAUGAAAAGGGAUGUCCAAGAAGGCCAGGCUCGGUGUCUGGUUCACCUGGGGAGACAUGAGGAGGCGCUGGAGAUGGCAGCAAACUUGGAAAACAAAGCGACCAACACAGACCAUCUGACCACGGUGCUCUACCUCCACUUGGCCAUCUUCUCAAGUUUGCAGAGCUUGGAGAAGACCAUUCUCUGCCUGCAAAAACUGAUUUCUCUGCACCCUCUCAACCCCUGGAGCUGGUGCAAAUUGGCAGAGGCAUACCUGAAUCCAGGCCCAGAUCUGCCGGCACUGGGUGUGUCACCGGGGGGACAGAAGCGUGCUACCUCAAGUGACAAGGCUGUCAAUGCCCCCUUUGUGCAGGCUGGAACAGGCUGUCUUUUGUGUCUCCCAGCAGCCUUACCUCAGAGUGCAGUGUUUUCCAUGGAAGCAAGCGGUUGCAAUGCUCAGAAGGCUGGGAAGGCUCCGAAGAAUACACAGACCUGUCUGACAGAGCAGAGAGGAGAAGCGAGGAUGGAGGCUCAGGUGAAAGCCUGUGCCUCUCUGGUUCGUGCCAGGCUGUUGCUUCGGCUCACCCAAUCUCAGCAAACAUCAUUUGCCUUGGAGAAGAACUUGAGAACCCAGCAGGAGAUUGCGGGGAAGGUGAAGGAGUUCAGCUUUCGGGAAGACACUUUGCUGUUGAUGGAGGAGGCCAUGGGGGAAGAUAUUGUCCCAGAAAAAAUAAGAGAGGAGGCCCACCCAGAGGUGAAAUGCGUUGGCCCCGCAGCCCUGGCAGCCUUGGUGGUUGCGUCCUCCAAAGAAUUUGAAGAUAAGUGGUUCAGAAAGAUCAAAGACCAUUUCCAUCCCUUGGAAAAUCAGUUGCACGUGGAGAUACAGAUCGUGGGUUAGGAAAUCACGUCAGAACGUGGACACUUGCACUGUAUUGUCCUUGUUUACCUAGGCAAGAGCUAUGUAAUCACAGAAAACACAAAUAAAGAUGACUUUAUUUUGUUUAUAAAAA
Molecule: messenger RNA, 1374 nt
Organism: Meriones unguiculatus (Mongolian gerbil)
Lineage: Eukaryota; Metazoa; Chordata; Mammalia; Rodentia; Muridae
Gene: C8H8orf76
Product: chromosome 8 C8orf76 homolog
Exons: 6
Coding region: 117-1262 (381 amino acids)
Molecular function (GO): protein binding
Source: RefSeq, a predicted model, not a curated record